GGCUAUGUGAUUGUACAUUGAGAAGGUCAUCUUUAGAAAUGCGACAGUCAUUUGCCAGCUCCAUUCCUUGGAAGGCCAAAUAUUUAAGUAAUACAUUGUAAUCUGUUAGAGGAUUCUGCCUCGUGUGAACUAAAGCACUUGGACAUUUCACUCUUUGAUUGACUGCUGGCUCUUGCUUGUUAUUCUGUGUUUAAUGAUUGUGGCUUUUAAUUGCUGGCAGUUGUUGUAUUUGCCAUCAGCAUACAUGCAUAUGCUUUUGAGAAGAGCGAAAUGGAGGGGGUAUCUAUGGUAGCACUCUCUGGAUGUAUAUGGUUGCAAUGGUUCGUGGUGGCAUUGGAAGCAAACUCGUUCACUAGAUGGCAACAUCUCGCCAUAUGGGGAAAUUUGCUUGCAUUCUACAUCAACUUGAUGUUAAGUGCCAUCCCUUCAUCAGGGAUGUACACGAUAAUGUUCCAGUUGUGCCGACAACCAUCUUACUGGCUAAUUAUGUUGGUCAUAGUCAGAACAGGAAUGGGUCCUAUUCUAGCUCUGAAGUAUUUCAGAUAUACAUACAGACCUAGUCAAAUCAAUAAACUCCAGCAAGCGGGAGGCAUGGGGGACCGAUUUUGUCCCUGGGAAACAUUGAACCGCAAGCGAGGUCGACGGAGAGAGCCGUUUCUCCAUUGUCAAUCACGCAACCCUAGAACAGAAAUCCCGUUUACAAGCCUUGACUUUCGGAUUCUCCUGAUUCCACCAGGAAUUCUUUAG
Molecule: messenger RNA, 747 nt
Organism: Rhodamnia argentea
Lineage: Eukaryota; Viridiplantae; Streptophyta; Magnoliopsida; Myrtales; Myrtaceae
Product: phospholipid-transporting ATPase 2-like
Exons: 3
Coding region: 271-747 (158 amino acids)
Biological process (GO): phospholipid translocation
Cellular component (GO): plasma membrane
Molecular function (GO): ATPase-coupled intramembrane lipid carrier activity
Source: RefSeq, a predicted model, not a curated record